Messenger RNA from Cajanus cajan (pigeon pea), 2343 nucleotides. RefSeq names its product transcription factor bHLH79. Gene Ontology annotation, molecular function: DNA-binding transcription factor activity; protein dimerization activity. Gene Ontology annotation, biological process: regulation of DNA-templated transcription. The record is from RefSeq and is a predicted model, not a curated record. NCBI's taxonomy places the organism in Eukaryota, Viridiplantae, Streptophyta, Magnoliopsida, Fabales, Fabaceae. Gene Ontology annotation, cellular component: nucleus.
CUUAGAAGAUGAGUGUGUUAAUGGUACGUAUCUGAUAUUAAUUAGAAUUGAGUCGAAUAUCCAACCCAACGCUUCUCUUCAACACUCUCCUCUCCCUCCUAAUUGCAAUUUAAUAAAUCCAACUCAUUCAUUCAAUCCAAAGCCAAUUGAAUGAUACACUCACACUCUUUCCAUGGAACCUCCUCUCAUCAGCGACUCCCUCUCCGAGAUUUGGCCCGGAAUGCGCAAGAGGAAGGACGCCGCCGCAGAGGACCACUGCUCCAACCUCCUCUCCUCCACCGCCACCGCCACCGCCACCGCCAACCAAUCCAAUAAUGAUUCUGGGAGCCAUAAACGGAUCAAGUUAGGGGGGUCCAGCGUUGAAAAUGAUGCUUUGAAAGCUGAGGCAGAAGCAAGUUCCGCAGGGGGUAACAAGUCGAGUGAACAAAGCACUAAACCUUCUUCUGAGGCACCGAAGCAAGACUAUAUUCAUGUGAGAGCUAGAAGGGGCCAAGCUACCGAUAGCCACAGUCUAGCAGAAAGAGCAAGAAGAGAAAAAAUCAGUGAGAGGAUGAAAAUUCUUCAGGAUUUGGUGCCAGGGUGUAACAAGGUAAUUGGUAAAGCACUUGUCUUGGAUGAGAUAAUCAAUUACAUCCAAUCGCUGCAGCGUCAGGUUGAGUUCCUUUCGCUGAAGCUUGAAGCAGUUAAUUCAAGAAUGAACAUGAACCCUACUUUUGAUGGGUUUCCUUCAAAAGAUUUGGCAAAGCUCAAUUGAAGUCAAGUUGGUUUGGAACAAAAAGAGAGGAAGUGAAGAAAAGAAAGGAAUUGAGGGAGAAAGGCAGAAUCAAUAUUGAGCAGGGAAAGGAAUAGAUCAGAAUGGGAAAACUGAAUAAUGAUGUCCAAUUCAUUCUCAAAUUCAAGGCUUGGUAUCCAGAUCUUGCUGCACGACAAUUGAUAAAUUGGCAAAACCAGCUUGAUUAUCAAGCAAUCUAAUAACUCGAUUAUCGUCAUAUCUUCCUCAAAAUAUCUGAAGGCUUAUCAGUAGAAGGAAAGGAUUGAGUUAGCAUAUUGUUUCCCUGAUCUUGUCUCCGAUUUUAAUUUAACAUCUAUUUUAGAUGGAACAACAUUCUGUAGGUCAGCCUUCUCGGAGAGGACAAAAGGUUGAAGCUUUGAACUACAUCUUGUAAAAGUGUAUAAGAUUUUUAGAAGCUCCAAACUGGUAUGGAUAAAUUUUUUCCUUUGGGUAGAAGUGCAUUGGAAUGUGCAAAAGUGCAUUGGAUUGGGACUCGCAAAUAUGAUGUAUGUGGCAAGAUAGGCUAAAUCAUCUGAAAUUCACUCUGGCAAAACCCAAAUUAGCUCUAUAUAAAUUUGAUUUGAAUCUUUGGAGGGAAUGUGACCAUAUUUUCCAUCAGAUUUAGAGUUUAAUCAUACUUUUCAUUGUGAUCAUAUGGAUUGUAAUUGUUGUUAUCGGUGCAGCAAGCAUGAUCAUUAGUUAAAACUAGUGGGAACUUGAUAUGUUUGACCUCACAUAGUUCAGGUAGAGCGGCUAGCAGCUUGAUUUCAAAUUUUUGUUCUCAUUAUGGGUGUAACGUCUUGAAACCUUAUUACCAUAAUAUUUAUUCUGUGUGGCACUUUAAUAUGGAUAGGUCAUGAGGUAAUGAAUCCAAAAUAGGAGACGAUCUAAAUUAAUGUUCAUGACAUUAAAAAUGCUCAAAAUAUUCUUCAAGGAAGCUUCGAGAAGUAAAAGUAACAUCGUCUUUUAGUUGUGGAUGUCCAAAAGCUUGGAAGCGGUAUGCAGACUGCUGAGAAGUGUAGUCGCUUAAGUUAAAUCCACCAAAUGGAUAUCCAAAUGGAUAUGGGGGUGUGCCUUUGAUAUUGCCCAGGAUGGGUGUUGGUUGAUGCGAAGGAUAGCCUUAGGAUAUUAUUACCAAAUUACGCGCACACACACAUUAGUCUAAACACAAUUCUUUGUGGAAAAUGACUUGAUAAUUAGUCUGUUUGGAUAUAAUUUAAAAGAACUUUUGAGAACUUUUUUACUAGAAAUAAAGACUAUUUUUCAGUAUAGAAGUUCUUAAAAAUCUUUCCAGGCUUGUAUUCAAACGUGCUAUAUGAUAUAAAUUGUAAGCUAGUACUAGUGCCCAAUGAGUUCCAACUUCCAAGCACUAUCCCUAAUGAACCUUCAAUCUUACCAUUUUAAAGGAGCAGUUGCAGUUUUCUAUCAAAGAUAAAUAUUGUCAAUUGGAACUGUAUUUUCUUGUGCCUUGCUAUCUUUACCAAAUUAGUUAGACCUAAAACAUUUUUCCUAAUGAAUAUAGUUUUUGUAGGACUGUUUGUUGGCAUAUAUAUCAUGAUCUUGAUCAGUUG